This is a messenger RNA of Oppiella nova, 383 nucleotides long. The record is from the annotation of a GenBank genome assembly. NCBI's taxonomy places the organism in Eukaryota, Metazoa, Arthropoda, Arachnida, Sarcoptiformes, Oppiidae.
AGUGUUUUGAUUUUGAAAAAAUUCAAAUCAAAACAAAAAUUAAACCAAAAAUACAAUUGAAAUAAACGUCGCGUUUGUUUGGCAACCGUUUAACCGUCGCUGAGAUAAUCAAAUUGAUCCCAAAUCGGUUGUCAACGCGUGCAUCCAUUGUGUCUCUACUGUAUCGAUGCGAUUGGGAAACACCUGAAGAAGUGGUGGAUAUGAUGGACAGCGGCGACGGCAGCGGUGGUCAGAGGGUGGAGAAGUCGCUGUCGUAUACCAUACACGCGGUGUCCAGUUAUGCGCAGAGCUAUCACCCGAACCGUAUAUUAGAAGACAAUCCGAACGACCCGUCGUCGCGAUGGUGCUCAGAGUCAGCGGUUCCGCCACAGGUCUGUCCACUC